AGCUCUCUCACUCCAUAUCGAUUGCAUGACUUGGCCUGUUUUUCACCACGGUUGAGUUGAGGAGUAGGUAUUAUAUUGAUCAACGAAUACUCUCAACUAUCAUAUCUGCUUGCGACAGAGUCACCAUGAAGCUCUUACUAUCUACCUCGAAUAUUAUGACCACCGGUCCCUCGGUGGUCCGCUUUCAUGCCGAAAAAUCAAACGUCGAAUUGAUCAAUUCUCUCAAAUCCAAUUUCCAAGCCGCGCAGCAAAGUUUGCCGCCGCAGGAUGAGCAAUCGAAUAAGAAACCAUGGACAAAACAAGAAGGCGAUACACUUUACGUCCCUGCGACUGACUUUGCGCUCUCUGGACUAUCAGAAGAACGGGAUCAGUACGAUAUUACAGUCAAGUUAUUCUACCUUCCCGGAAUCCCCGCAUCCCGAAGACAGGCACAUACGCGAGAUGCAAUUGAUCUAGUUCUCAAGGAAUUACACGUUGAAACUAUUGAUCUAUUGAUUGUUUCAUUUCCCGGGGUAUCCUUUGACGCAGAGGAUGAAGAAACCGAAGCAAACGACGAGGAUGAAGAAAGGUCGAGGACGGGCAGUGAAAGUAAAGCCGGAAGUGAAUGUACAGAACAAGCAGAUGAUUUUGAGAGUAUGGUGAAAACAUGGCAUACGCUUGAGAUGCUAGUUGAAGAAGGGAAGAUUGCGCAACUUGGCGUCGCGGAGUUUGGUACCGAACGACUGGCCAGAUUCCUUCAGCAGACGAGGAUCAGGCCCUCGGUUGAUCAGAUCAAUGUCAAGGAUUGUUGUGUUGUUCCGAAAUCACUCAUUCUUUACGCCAAGCAGGAGAAGAUUCGAUUGCUCACACAUAAUGACUGCACCAAUAUCUUGCCCCCGGGUACGACGCGAGAACUAUUGGGGUCUGGCAAUGAUGGCGCUGGAAUUCUGGCAUCCGCGCCCGAUGCUGGAGAUGGUCUGCAGGGAGACAUUGAGCCUCAGUGGGUGGUUAAGUAUACGACAGUAGUGAAAGACCGGGGCGUCAUCGAGAAUAAAGGGUACUUUGCCCUUGCCGAGCUUGGAAAUUGUAUUCAGACAAAUGACCGAUCAUGA
Talaromyces stipitatus ATCC 10500 is the source of this 1091-nucleotide messenger RNA. Its product is annotated as gamma-cysteine synthetase regulatory subunit, putative. Gene Ontology annotation, molecular function: glutamate-cysteine ligase catalytic subunit binding; enzyme regulator activity. NCBI's taxonomy places the organism in Eukaryota, Fungi, Ascomycota, Eurotiomycetes, Eurotiales, Trichocomaceae. The record is from RefSeq and is a predicted model, not a curated record. The coding region runs from base 126 to 1091 and encodes 321 amino acids. The transcript is spliced from 2 exons. Gene Ontology annotation, biological process: glutathione biosynthetic process. Gene Ontology annotation, cellular component: glutamate-cysteine ligase complex.